CCUGAAGUCGGCCAAUCAAGCCUGCAGGCUCACAGCAUACCAGACUAUGCCACAAGUCAACGAGAAGACGACCUUUUUCACUUUACCAACCGAGCUUCGCUUGGAGAUUGCCGCCUAUGCGCUUGAGCAGCCCGACGCUGGACUCACCAGACAGCACAGGCCUGGAGAAAAAAGGGAUCAUUUUAGGGUCGACAGCAAAUACAAACCCAGCAACAACCUCGCCAUAAGGCUGGUCUGCCGACAAUUCAACGCCGAGUUCUUUCGUCUUGCCAUUCAAAAGACGCUCUUCGUGCUCCCCAAAGACUCUACUUGGGUUAUUCACCAGCAAUCCGACGCGCUUCUACGCGACGUAAAGAAGUUGAGAGUCCACUAUAACCCCGGCGAUAUCAAAAGAUGGGAGAUGUUCCCCUUGAACAAGCCAUGCAUGCACCUUGAUCAGCUGGAACUUGUGAUCAUGCUCGAAGAUUCCAAAAGCCGAAAAGCCCUGGUAGACUUAUUCAGACGAUUGCAGAAUGUCAAAGAGAUCAGGCUCCUCGCCCAAGGGAGUGGUCUGGCAUCAUGGGGAUCUCACGAAUUUGUUAGACUACUCGGUGAAAUGCUCAAGGAAGACCAUUACCAAAGAUACGAUGCUCCGAACGCUCCGGAUCUGGAACAUUCGUGGUGGGACUGGAGCUACAGCGACGACCUCGGCCAGGCUAUCUUUGUGGCCCAGCAGCCUAAACCGAUCAUGCUGGAAGAAGACUACAUGCUGUUGAUGAAGCCGAAUGUUGACUACAUCAUAGAGUGCAUGGUGUCAUAUAGCACUUAGCCUCAAUUAUACAUCUUGACCGACCAUGACAAGAUGUCUGUAUACGUCCGUUACAGCCACUGUGUUGCUAUACUUCACGCCUGAAGAUCUAGGUCAUUCAGUCCUUUCGGACAUCGCGGGAUCUGGCCAUGUGCGGGAUGCCAAC
This is a messenger RNA of Alternaria alternata, 953 nucleotides long. RefSeq lists its product as hypothetical. NCBI's taxonomy places the organism in Eukaryota, Fungi, Ascomycota, Dothideomycetes, Pleosporales, Pleosporaceae. The coding region runs from base 47 to 808 and encodes 253 amino acids. The record is from RefSeq and is a predicted model, not a curated record. The transcript has a single exon.